AUGGCCGGCUACGACAACCCUACACAGAUCUUUGCCGACUCAGCAACAGAAGAAAAGGGCGAGAAUGCACGAUUGUCGGCAUUCGUCGGAGCCAUCGCAGUGGGCGACCUCGUCAAAUCCACACUGGGCCCCAAGGGAAUGGACAAAAUCCUCCAGAGCGCGUCAACAGGGGAGAUUAUGGUGACAAACGAUGGAGCUACAAUCCUGAAGAGUAUUGCAUUGGACAAUGCUGCGGCGAAAGUCCUGGUGAACAUUUCCAAGGUGCAAGACGACGAGGUCGGCGAUGGCACCACCUCCGUCACAGUUCUUGCAGCCGAACUGUUAAGAGAAGCAGAGCAACUGGUCAACAAACACAUCCACCCGCAAACCAUUAUUGAAGGCUUCCGGCUCGCCAGCGCGGCGGCCCUGUCAGCACUCGAGAAAGCCGCAGUCGACAACAGCAAGUCGCCCGAGCUGUUCAAGAAAGAUCUCCUCAGCAUCGCACGCACAACGCUCUCCUCGAAAGUCCUCGCCCAAGACCGCGACCAGUUCGCCAACCUCGCCGUCACUGCAAUCCAGCGCCUCAAGGGCAGUAUCGACCUCAACCACAUCCAGAUCAUAAAGAAAUCCGGCGGCAAACUCAGCGACAGCUACCUCGACGAAGGCUUCAUCCUCGACAAGCGGGUGGGCGUCAACCAGCCGAAACGGCUUGAGAACGCCAAGAUCCUCGUCGCCAACACGGCGAUGGACACAGACAAGGUGAAGAUCUGGGCUGCGCGCAUGAAGGUCAGCAGCCCGAAAGAGCUGGCCGAGCUGGAAAAGGCGGAACGCGAAAAGAUGAAGCAGAAGGUCGAGCGCAUCAAGGCGCACGGCAUCAACUGCUUCAUCAACAGACAGCUCAUCUACAACUGGCCGGAGCAGCUGUUCACCGAAGCGGGGAUCAUGAGCAUCGAGCACGCCGACUUUGACGGCGUGGAGCGUCUCGCACUGGUCACAGGCGGCGAAAUCGCAUCGACAUUCGACCAUCCCGAAUCCGUGAAACUAGGGCAAUGCAAUCUGAUCGAAGAGGUCAUUAUUGGCGAGGACACGCUAAUCAAAUUUUCCGGCGUGGCCGCAGGAGAGGCCUGCACUAUCGUCCUGCGCGGCGCGACGGAACAACUCCUCGACGAAGCAGAGCGAUCGCUGCACGACGCGCUCGCCGUGCUAAGCCAAACGGUCAAGGAGCCCCGCGUCGUGCUGGGAGGCGGCUGCGCCGAGAUGGUCAUGGCCAAGGCCGUCGACUCGCUGUCCAACAAAGUCCCCGGCAAGAAACGUCUGGCCAUCGACUCCUUCGCCACCGCGCUGCGUCAGCUGCCCACCAUCCUCGCCGACAACGCGGGUCUCGACUCGUCCGCCCUCGUCUCGGAGCUUCGAUCAGAAGUCUACCGCGGCAUGACGACCAGCGGUCUGGACCUGCUGACCCCCGGCGGUGGCAUCGCCGACAUGCGCGAUUUGGGUGUUAUCGAAAGCUACAAAUUAAAGAAAGCCGUCGUGGGCAGCGCCAGCGAGGCCGCCGAGCUGUUAUUACGGGUCGACAAUAUCAUCCGCUCGGCCCCGAGGAGGAGGGAACGCAUGUAA
Messenger RNA from Cladophialophora yegresii CBS 114405, 1596 nucleotides. Its product is annotated as T-complex protein 1 subunit beta. Gene Ontology annotation, molecular function: ATP-dependent protein folding chaperone; ATP hydrolysis activity; ATP binding. Bases 1 to 1596 code for a protein of 531 amino acids. The transcript has a single exon. Lineage: Eukaryota; Fungi; Ascomycota; Eurotiomycetes; Chaetothyriales; Herpotrichiellaceae. Gene Ontology annotation, biological process: protein folding. The record is from RefSeq and is a predicted model, not a curated record. Gene Ontology annotation, cellular component: cytosol; chaperonin-containing T-complex.